This is a messenger RNA of Chlorella variabilis, 1056 nucleotides long. RefSeq lists its product as hypothetical. Lineage: Eukaryota; Viridiplantae; Chlorophyta; Trebouxiophyceae; Chlorellales; Chlorellaceae. The record is from RefSeq and is a predicted model, not a curated record. Gene Ontology annotation, biological process: intracellular signal transduction; protein phosphorylation. Gene Ontology annotation, molecular function: protein serine/threonine kinase activity; ATP binding. The transcript has 9 exons. Bases 1 to 1056 code for a protein of 351 amino acids.
AUGGCGCAAAUAGAGCCCCUGGCGGGGAAUACCAAGUAUGAGAAGAUCAGGGAUUUAGAUAAAGGCGCCUUUGGCUGGGUGCAGCACGCGCGCAACCGAGAGACGGGGGAGGAGGUGGCGGUGAAGUUCAUCGAGCUGGGCCCCCGCUUCUACCAGAAGUAUGUGGAGCGGGAGAUCAUCAACCACAGGCUGCUGGCGCACCCGCACAUCGUGGGAUUCAAGGAGGUCUUUGUCACGCACAAGCACCUGGCGAUUGUGAUGGAGUAUGUGGGGGGUGGCAACCUGCAGCAGUAUGUGGAGGCGGCGGGGCGGCUGCCCGAGUGGCAGGCCCGCUGCUUCUUCCAGCAGCUCAUCCUGGCCCUGCAGUACUGCCACGCCAACCUGCGCAUCGCCCACCGCGACAUCAAGCUGGGCAACGUGCUGCUCAACACCAAGUACCAGAUACCCAUCCUCAAGCUCUGCGACUUUGGCUACUCAAAGAACAUGAUGUGGGGCAGCGUGCCCAAGACGCGGGUGGGCACCGCCGCCUACAUCUCGCCAGAGGUGGCGCGCUGCCGCGGCGACGAGGCGUACGACACGGAGAAGGCGGAUGUGUGGAGCUGCGGCGUGACGCUGUACUGCAUGCUGGCGGGGCGGUACCCCUUCAUGGAUGUCGACCACCAAGUCAGGCUGAAGAAGAUCCAGGACCUGGUGCCCGCCGACGUGGACGCCGCCGUGUCCAAGCUGCCCCCCGACGUGUCCCCCGACUGCGUGGCGCUGCUGCGCCGCAUCUUCUCCAUCGCCCCCGCCCAGCGCCCCGCCCUCGCCGACAUCAUGGCCGACGCCUGGUUCCGCCAGUUCCUGCCAGACCUGUCCAAGCUGGCGGUGGCGCAGCCGCGGGAGCAGCAGGGGAUGGAGGAGAUCACACGCAUACUGGCGGAUGCCGACCGCCUGAGCCAACUGCGCGAGAAGAUGCCCGACGACUUUGACAGCGAGCUGAUGGACGACGCAGAGGUGGACGACAUGCUGGAUGAAGUGGACCCGGCGCAGGCAGAGGCAUACCGCCGCGCGCUCUAA